Molecule: messenger RNA, 356 nt
Organism: Symbiodinium sp. CCMP2456
Lineage: Eukaryota; Dinophyceae; Suessiales; Symbiodiniaceae
Source: the annotation of a GenBank genome assembly
GUCAUGCCAGCCCUACUGCGCCAGACGAAUUCAUGUCGCACUACUUGGAGAAGCAGGCUGCCAUUGAGAGCCUACUUCACAGCAACCACUGGAAAGCGAUCGAGCGGUCUGCAGCCGCAGAGUCGGAGUUGGACGAGAGGCCCCUGGAGGAAGAAAAGUCAGCAGUGGUGGAGCCUGCAGAGGCCGUCGAAGCUCCAGCGGUGGUGCAGAAGCCGCGUGGGUUCGAGAUCCUCGCGCGGACGGCGAACACCAAAGUUCAUGGGGCCGUCGUCGAAAACAAGGACUGGAGCGGCGGUGCGCUCUUCGCGAGGGCCUGCGCGGACGACCCCUCCUUCGAGCUCUCCGUGUUUCUGCAG